CAUGACAGAGACGCCUACCAAUGAUGCCUUGGAUACCUCACUAGAUGGUAGUAAUUUGCAGGAUGAAGAAUUUGUUACUGAGGAUAUUGUGAAUGAAGAUAUUACUGAAGUACAAAAUCCAUCCUCCCCUGUUAUUCCAUUGUUGGACCUCAAUAACACUGAUGUGUUUAGGAAAGACAAACUAAGAACUCCAAGCAAACGAGCCGUACCCUUCUCUGUACAAUCACCAUCACAAGAACUUUACGCAAAAUAUAUUCGUUUGGAACAAGACUUUAAGGAUCUUCAAAAAGCCUUUGAUUUAAUUGAUGUUUUGGAAAAGUCUAAAAUUUCAGAUCAAAAACUCCUUAAGAAGAAGAUUGUUGCUCUCCAAGACCAAGUUGCAUCUCUCCAAGAUUCUAUUACUACCACUGAACUUAACUUUAAGCAAAAAGAAAAUAAUUUGAAACGAGAAAAGUUUGCUUUGAAAAAAACACUUAAUCAAUCAAUGACUCGUCCAAAUACUGCCAGUGCUUUGCAAUAAAUAAAACAAUUGC
Naegleria gruberi is the source of this 533-nucleotide messenger RNA. RefSeq lists its product as uncharacterized. Bases 2 to 520 code for a protein of 172 amino acids. NCBI's taxonomy places the organism in Eukaryota, Heterolobosea, Eutetramitea, Acrasida, Naegleriidae. The record is from RefSeq and is a predicted model, not a curated record. The transcript is spliced from 2 exons.